Messenger RNA from Bactrocera latifrons, 835 nucleotides. It is a transcript of the gene Bet1, whose product is annotated as BET1 homolog. The record is from RefSeq and is a predicted model, not a curated record. Gene Ontology annotation, cellular component: Golgi trans cisterna; SNARE complex. Gene Ontology annotation, biological process: endoplasmic reticulum to Golgi vesicle-mediated transport; vesicle fusion with Golgi apparatus. NCBI's taxonomy places the organism in Eukaryota, Metazoa, Arthropoda, Insecta, Diptera, Tephritidae. Gene Ontology annotation, molecular function: SNAP receptor activity. The transcript has 2 exons. Bases 178 to 525 code for a protein of 115 amino acids.
UUCACAGUUACAUGUUGUUAAAUUCCAGCAAUAAGAUAUAAUUACUUGAAAAUGAAACAAAUGAAUGUGCAACUAAAACAAAGUAGUUUUUAAAACGCUCAGUGAAUUCAUUAACAAAGGAAAAAGGAGCCGCAUUCCAUUGGUACCAAUACAAACCUGGCGCAUUCCGGCAACAGUAUGCGACGCAAUAAUUAUCCGUAUCAACCCCUUAACCAAACGGCAGGUCAAAGUGCUUUACCACACGACGCGCUAGAAGAGGAGAACGAACGCGCUGCUGAAGAACUAAAACAUAAAAUAGGUGCACUUAAGUCAUUAACUAUAGAUAUUGGCAACGAAGUUCGCUAUCAGGACAAGUUGUUGCGUGGUAUCGAUGAUGACAUGGAUAGAACGGGUGGAUUUCUCGGUAAUACAAUGGCACGAGUGGUACGCUUAGGGAAGCACAGUGGUGGCCGUCAUAUGUGUUACAUGUUUCUUUUUGUAUUGUUUGUAUUUUUAAUAUUAUACGUUGUCAUUAAAAUUAAGUGAACCGAUUGCUCUAAUUAAAUUAUAAUGAAAGGUUUAGUUGAAUUAUUACUUGAAAUGAAUGUAAAACUUUCGAUGUGUUGUGAGCUACUGAAAUGCAGCCAAACUUGUGACUGUUAAAAAAAGAGCUAUUAACAACUGCGAUUACUAUGUAUUAUAGAGAAAACUAUUUUUGUAAACAUAAAAAAUAUAUAUUUGUUAGAUUUUUUAAAUGUAAAUAAAAUCUAAAAGAGCAUAACCUACAAACUAGUUAUAAGUAUUGUAAAAGAAUUUAUGUACCAUCAUCAUUACACUGCACGAUUUCUUAGCUUAA